GUUUCCUCCUGGGGAAAUGGGGAAGGUGAGGGGCCUGCGCGCUCGCGUGCACCAAGCUGCCGUGAGGCUCAAGGGGGAGGCCGCGCCCAGCCCCUCGCCCUCUGCCCAGGAGGGGGCCCCUCUACAGGCCUCGGCAGGCGGCCCUGGGGAAAAGGACUGGACAUUCGUCAGCACCAACAUCUUUGCCAGGACCAAGAUUGACCCCAGCGCCUUGGUGCAGAGGCUGGAACUGGAUGCACAGAGCGUCACCUCUGUCAGGAGAGGUGCCGAGGCCAAGAUCAUCUUGCCCAAGAAGGAGAAAAUGAAGCUACGACGGGAGCGAUGGCUGCAGAAAAUCGAAGCCAUCAAGUUAGCUGAGCAGAAGAGCCGGGAGGAGCGGAGGCGAAGGGCCACCCCGGUGGUAGGUGAUCUGCAUCCACUGAGGGAUGCCCUGCCCCAGCUGCUGGAGCUCCAGGCUGGUAGCCAGCGCCAGGUCCGCAGCAGGACAACCAGCAAGCCCAGGCCCACUGAGCUCAGCCGGAUGAGCACAGCCCAGAGACAGCAGCUCCUAAUGGAAGAAUGGACCCGGUUCCAGGAGCUACUGGCUAGCCCAACCUACAGAACCAGCCCCCUACAGGCCAUUGGACAGCAGCUGGCCCACCAGAUGCAGCUGGAAAGCAGCAGCCAGCUCUGACCAGGCGGUGGGGCACCACACUUCCCCAGGACACAUACACAGGCAGGAGUGCCCCAGAGAGUGACUGGCCCCUCAAAGGUCUCUUUGUAUUAGGGAACAGGGACAGAGAGGUUGUGAGAAUCAGUGAAGUGCUCUGUACAUGCCUUCUUCAUGCCCAGGGUCCUUUCCAUGAACUGCCCCGUUUCCCAGGGCAAGCCCACCCUGGGACAGAUGCCCUGCUCUAUCAGGAUGACAAGCUGUAUCCCCAGGCUGGGGCCCCCAAGCCCCAUGUGGAGUGGGGGUGACUGACAUUGAUUUUGUGGGGGUGCACUUGCUUGAAACUUGGGACCUGUCAAGCCUCAGUGCCCUCACUGGAUAGGCACCAAUGUCCCAAGACCUCAGUGUGGCUUCCUGGCUGUGUCAGGGGCAGGACUCUGUCAUUACGUGCUGUUCAUAUGAGGAAGGGUCUCGGAUGGCGACCUGCUGGGCUAGGGGCUGCCACAGCUGCCAGCAUUGGCUCAGUCUGAGUGUCCACUCUGGCCUGGUGGCACCUGGCAGCACUCAGGUGUGUAGACUGCUGGAGAUGGCCCAGAUCUCUCCACCUGUCCUCUCGCUCACUGUCCAUACACUGUUCCCCUUGGCCUGGGCCCCCUGCCUGUUCUCUCACUCACUGUCUACAUGCCAUUCCCCGCUCCAGCCAUUUCCACCUGCCUGAGCCCAGGGGUUCACCACCCUGCAUUCUGGUGGCAGGCCCUAGAGCCUCUGGGCUGACCCAGAAGCAAGGUGGCUUCACAUGUGGAAAAAAAAAACCAACCCUGGGAUUUGGGACUGGUGGUCGUGCUGUAGAAACAUCAACCAGUCAGCCCUCUUUCCAGGAUGCGGCAAAUGUGGGUGCUGCAUCCUCAGGCCUUGUGCUGUGUGGAACUUGCCCAUAUCCUCUAGGGAGUUGAGUGUGUGUGCUGGUGGGACCCCACAUAAGUCGUUUGACGGGCUGUGCCUUCACAGGCUGCCUGGGGUGGGGGUGGCGCCAGGUGCUCCUGGGCCUCCUAACUCCGUGUACUCAUCCCCAUGCUGCCGCUUCAUCAUUCUGAGCCCCUGUAGUCCCCUCCUCCUCCACCCUUUCCAUGUGAUCCGAGUUUUAAUAAUAUGUUUAUUAUGUAUUACUUAAGAGGGAAACCUAGCUUCCUGGUCUUCAAGUGACUUCAGUCUGACUGUGACUUGUGGCCCCUUCUGGAGAUACCCAUGGGCUCAGGAUCCUCUGACUCCUCUCCGGGACCAGGGUCUUCCUGUUGAGGCCCCACCUAGAACAGCCCUGUGCUGUGACUGCAGCCCUGUCAGGAAGGUGUUUAAACAAGACCUAGGCAAGCAGAGGCAGCAGGCGUCCUGUCACUGAAGGAUUCUGACCAUCCCAAGAAGGUAGCCUGAUAACUGCCAGCAUGGGGGCAUCGCCCAGGCAUUCUCUACAACACAGAGCCCCCACUGUGCAGCAGUAGGCCAGGACAGGCAGGUUCAUCUGGCAUGGGAAAGGCUUCCCUGGGUGUGUCUAUCGCCUUGUGGUGACUGCCUGUCUGCUAAGCACCGCCCUGUGCUGACCCCUGCUGAGGGGGUCUCCAGAGAGAGGAUGGGUUAUUCCUGUUGCCCAGAAAUGUUACGUGCAUCUCUGUGUGUGGACAGGCAUCUGGGGCCAACCCUGAAACAGCUCUGCAUGGGUGACUGGGAGUUCUGCUUGUGUGUGCCUUCAAACCUUUGCAGGAUGAGUGUGAACUAUGCGUAAUAAAUUUAAGUGGAGUUUUCCA
This is a messenger RNA of Carlito syrichta (Philippine tarsier), 2448 nucleotides long. It is a transcript of the gene SLX9, whose product is annotated as family with sequence similarity 207 member A. The coding region runs from base 17 to 673 and encodes 218 amino acids. Gene Ontology annotation, biological process: maturation of SSU-rRNA from tricistronic rRNA transcript (SSU-rRNA, 5.8S rRNA, LSU-rRNA). Gene Ontology annotation, cellular component: 90S preribosome; nucleolus; preribosome, small subunit precursor. NCBI's taxonomy places the organism in Eukaryota, Metazoa, Chordata, Mammalia, Primates, Tarsiidae. The transcript has 6 exons. The record is from RefSeq and is a predicted model, not a curated record.